This is a messenger RNA of Triticum dicoccoides, 5355 nucleotides long. RefSeq names its product LEAF RUST 10 DISEASE-RESISTANCE LOCUS RECEPTOR-LIKE PROTEIN KINASE-like 1.4. The transcript has 5 exons. The record is from RefSeq and is a predicted model, not a curated record. Gene Ontology annotation, molecular function: protein kinase activity; ATP binding; polysaccharide binding. Bases 2701 to 5118 code for a protein of 805 amino acids. Gene Ontology annotation, biological process: protein phosphorylation. NCBI's taxonomy places the organism in Eukaryota, Viridiplantae, Streptophyta, Magnoliopsida, Poales, Poaceae.
UGCGUGUUUCUAGCCUGCCCUGCCCUGCCUCGGUUUCAAAAAAAUAAAAAAAAAACGUAUCCUUAAUUUACACCGCCUCUUGGAGAAAUACCUCACACACAUGCUUUCUCACCAACUAGAGGGUCGAGUGCAGGGCCUAAACAUUUCUUAUCGCUGUAAACAAAGCCUAUCAGACCACAUAAAUCUAAGCCUUCAGUUCCGUCAGUUUGACUUCCAGGUGUGAGAGAGCCUGCAACCCUUUUUUUGGCGGGGGCGAGAGAGCCUGCAACUUACACCAACUUGUACUGUUGCAUAUACUAGAUGUUGAGUUUUUUUUUCCUGUGGCAUGGUAAUGGUUCGGGUUAAUAGUACAUGAACGGAAGCCCAGCCAAUUCUAACUCGUAGACGAGACCAAUUCCCGCUCCGAUUUGGACGUGAUUGCUUCAUGUGAAGUAAACACGUUCUAUUUUACUCUUCUUGUAUCUGGCGGGGAACACAUUUCUACUACUCGAAUGACAUGUAUAGGAUUGUGCGCAUGUUUUCCACGGGUGUUGUCGGAAAAUUAGACGCCAUCUUAACCAUUCCGCGGACAUGCCUUUGUUUUCUCUUCGGAUAUGAAAUUUCUUAGCCGCUGCUGAAAUUUGUCUUGGUCCACCGAGGACCUUUUUUUUGCGACCGAGUAGUUGGCCAACUAGAAUCCUGAGAAAUCCAUGACACCUCCACAAUAUCUCCAUCUUCUUCGUCUCAUCCAGUUCCGACUUUAGCGGUGAUGAUACAUCUGGUUGCAGAGCCAUGCGGCUCUAGGACUGGAUGCGACGCGUGGGCACGUCGCAAGUGGUGAGGUAUGAGGAGAAAGUGAGGUGGGCUUCAAUGAGGAGGUUAAACAGGAGUAGGGGCUCCUCGGUGAGGGCGUGGGAGAGAGGAGAAGGAGUUGCGACCAGUGUCAGAGCUUCAUGAGGGCCAUACAAGGCCCCCCCUCCCACCCAAGAAAUGGGCCCAAGCUCCGCAACUAGGUAUGACAUGUUGCUUGGUGGGAAGUCGUUCCUUUCAAUGUGUACCUUAAUUUGGCGGCUAACAUGUGGGCCAACUUGCUAUCAUACCAGCAUGUCAACCACUAAAGUCAAGGUGUAUCCCAAUGGGAAGGGGGGGCGAGAUUCGGCUUGGACUAUGAUUAUGGUUUAUAUCUCAUGGUUGUGGUUGAUUUAUCAGGUCAUUUAGUGGUGAAGAAAUUUGGCAUUGACGGAUCAAAAUUAGGCCCAUCUCGACGAGCCAAUUUGUGGUAAUAAUGUUUGACCUAUCUCAAACCUCAAACUUCUAUUGAAGUCACCACUAACCGCCGAAUUUUCCGCCCAUUAGUGGUGUUCUUGCCACUGAUGGCUCAUUGGUUGCCGGUCACAAAUUUUCGGCUACUAAUGGUUGCUUUUGUAGUAGUGACUCUUCACUAAUGCAAGCAUGCAGCCAAACCAGUUGUCAUCUCUUUAGGACAUGGAUCACUAGAUAGGCAACCAACCACUAGACCUAGUGGGCACUGGACUUGGCUUGGCUCCAUGAGGCCUGGGUGCAACGAUUUUCCAAGAAGCAUCAUGGGUUUUGGCGGCGGAUAUCCGAAAAGACCAUGACACUGAAGUGGUGCCACCACCUAAUUUGGCGAGUCGGGCUAGGGUUUUCAGACAGGUUCGAGGAAGAAAGACCAAAAUGAUGUCUCCAAUGAAGGACUUGAUGUCCGCAAGCACCACUGUCAUCAAAGUCCGUCGUCAAGACGCGCUUUCGCUUAGUCCACAACUUUCCACGCGUAGUAGCUGAAUUACAUCCGUUUUUGCAGAACCACCAUCCUAGAGAUCACCAUGGGUCAGACCCAAAAAAGCUCUAGAUUAUACCUAUCGGCCCAUCCAUCUUCUUCCAUCAACUCGCCCACCUUACAGCCAAGAAGAACGACAUCGUCCGUGAGCACCACCUACCAAGCGGAAUAUGACAAUCAUCAACCGCCAGAUGAGGGUACCACCCCGGCUAUUGUACCAUCGUCGUCGUCGGUAAGCCACCACAGUGGAGGGGGGGGGGGGCGAUGAGAGCCCCACCGAUGUCAUCCACCAUAAGUGAGUAUUUGACAGAAACGGAACUAUCACAAUUGGGGUUCGCGUCCCACAAAACUACAACUUCCAAAAUUUUGACAAACUACCACUUUUUUGUAAUUCGUCCCUAAAAACUAUAACUUUCGGUUGAUGACCGUUUUAGCUGAUUUAAACACGUUUAUGACAAGUGGGACCAUAAGUCCAAAGACUGGGACAUCUCCCGGCAAUGGCCGAGGUGCUUGGAUGCGACAUAAAUACAACACAACGGGAGAUCAGGGAUAGCUUGUGUCAUCGCCAUUUACCGCGAGGCUUGGGGAGGUGGCUAGGGUUGAAAGAAAGAGUAGAGGCGACUAGCACUUGUCGGUUAUACCGAAUCAAUUCAAAAGUCUAUUGAAGGUUUCACUUUGGAAGUUUAUUAGAACCAUUUGAGAUUUUUCUUGUGUCUUGAAUGGUUUAUGGAUCAUUUGAAUUUUGAAGAUUUUCGUAAUCAUCAGCGUUGCAUUGCGUGUGAGAAGAGAAAAUGGAAAGGUCAGGGGAACGGUUGGGAUGUCCACGUGGCCCAAGAGAGUGUGCACACCCACCAUCAUAGACGUGCAGGUGCAGAAUCGUCCCGAAAGGCAACCAAAUCUUUCUAGAUAAAACGCCAAAUUUUAUGAUAAUAUAUAGACCACGAGCGUACUCCACAGGUGCGGCAACAAAAAAAAACCCACUGUCGAGUCGCGACUCAGCUACGGGGAGGAGACUUUACACAGCUGCGGCAAAGCUGGCGCGUCGCAACUGCCACACAGGCGUCCCAUCAACUGUCACGGUGCCGUACGUCCUGCACUGCCCACCCAACCGGCCAACCCCCUCACCCGAACCCCGCCAUGCUCAGCGCACGGCUUAUAACCAGGAGGCAGGCAACCAACCGCGCAGAAACCGGCCUAGCUCGAGCCAACCAGCCAUGCCUCCCCUCUACCGCCACCAUCACGGCCAUGUCAUCGUCCUGCUCGUCGUCCUCUUCGCUGCCGCUUCCCAUGGCGCUCCAGCCGGUGGCGCUUACGACGGCCCGACGUGCCAGUUCGAGCCUUCCAGCUGCGGCGAUCUCACUGUCCGGUACCCGUUCCGUCUUUACAACGGGACAGAGAACGCACUGGCGGCGUACGGCGAACCGCAGUCGUCGUACUGCGGCUACCCCGGCCUGGGCAUCGUCUGCUACGACGACAAGCCCACCCUCCUCCUCGGGGGCCACGACUACACGGUCUCGGGCAUCAACUACACCAGCCUCACCGUGUCCCUCGCCGAUGCCGAUGCCCUCGGCGACGACACCUGCCCCAUGAUCGAUCACAACGUCACCGUCCCGAAGCAGUUCCAUCUGCCCACCUCCACCGUCGCCUACCUCUUCUUCUUCCUCAACUGCACCUUCCUGCCGGACGCCGAUGUCAUUCCCAGGCCAUUGCGCAAGCCGCCGAGCAUCAAGCCGGUCACCUGCAGGGGCUCCGGAGAAGAGCCCGCCAUGUCCUUCGUGCUGCCGGAGCGCGAGAUCCCUCCCAAGGACUGGUGGCAGGCGUGCCGGUCAGUCUACGCAGCCCCGGUGCUCAAGGACGCCCUCCCGGCCGACGCCACGGACCCCGGAUGGAGGGAAGACGGGUACGCGAAGGCUCUCCGCGGCGGGUUCCAGGUGGGCUGGGACCGGAGCUCCGGCCCGUGCGGCCAGUGCGAGCAAUCCGGCGGCAGGUGCGGCUACAACCGCACCGCCGGGUUCCUGGGCUGCUUCUGCGCCGACGCCGAUGGCGCCCUGGUAGCGGGCAACGCCGCCGGCUGCAGCAAGAUAUCUGACACCACAGCGCCAUUGCCCGGAUCGAAGAGCAGAAAUAAGAUGGUUAUACCAGGUGUAGUGGCCGGUGUUGCCGCAGGCUUGCUUGCUCUUGCCGUGAUAGCUUUUUUGUUCAUUCGCAAGAGAAGGCAGAGGAAGGUUGUGAACUCGUCGUCGAAGCUCCUCAAGUACAGGUACAGCGGCUCCGGCGGGACCCCGACGCGCUCCAGGGGCGGCGACAUGGAGUCCGGCAGCAGCCAGGACAUGGGCAACCGGUUCAGCUACGAGGAGCUCGAGGAGGCCACCGAUUCCUUCAACGAGAACAGAGAGCUCGGCGACGGCGGCUUUGGCACCGUCUACAAAGGGUACCUUGGGGACGGGCGGGUGGUGGCGGUGAAGCGGCUGUACAACAACAGCUACCGGCGCGUGGAGCAGUUCGUGAACGAGGCGGCGAUCCUGGCCCGGCUGCGGCACCCGAACCUGGUCAUGUUCUACGGCUGCACCUCCAAGGAGAGCCGCGAGCUGCUCCUGGUCUACGAGUUCGUCCAGAACGGGACGGUGGCCGACCACCUGCACGGGCCCCGCGCGGCGGAGCGCGCCCUGCCGUGGCCGCUCCGCCUCAGCAUCGCCGUGGAGUCCGCGGCGGCGCUGACCUACCUCCACGCCAUUGAGCCGCCCAUCGUGCACCGCGACGUCAAGACAAACAACAUCCUCCUGGACACCGACUUCCACGUCAAGGUCGCCGACUUCGGCCUCUCCCGCCUCUUCCCGCUCGACGCCACGCACGUCUCCACCGCCCCCCAGGGCACCCCAGGGUACGUGGACCCGGAGUACCACCAGUGCUACCAGCUGACGGACAAGAGCGACGUGUACAGCUUCGGCGUGGUGCUGGUGGAGCUCAUCUCGUCCAAGCCCGCCGUGGACAUCACCCGGCAGAGGAACGAGAUCAACCUGGCCGGCAUGGCCAUCAGCAAGAUCCAGAAGUGCCGGCUGGAGGAGCUGGUGGACGUGGAGCUGGGAUACGAGUCGGACCCGGCGGCGAGGAAGAUGAUGACCAUGGUGGCGGAGCUGGCGUUCCGGUGCCUGCAGCAGAACGGCGAGAUGCGCCCGCCGAUAAGGGAGGUGCUGGACGUGCUCAGGGCCAUCCAGGAUGAGUGCCUGGGUCACAAAGACGGUGGAGGCAAAGGCAAGAAGGACUUUGCCGAGCCCAUCUCCCCCAACACGGUGCACGCUCCCUGGGACAGCAGGACCACCACCCCUAACACCAGCCAGUAGUAGAUUAGAUCAGUGUUUGCGGCCGGCCGAGUUUUAUUUCAUCGCUGUUGAGAGAUUUGCUUGCCGUGUAUGAUGAGCGAUCCGACGAUUCUUUUUUGUCCCUUCCAGGUGAUGUAAAUAUGUGUUUGGUUUUUUAAACUGCCACAGUAGAGACAGUACUGUACAUAGUGCAUACGUACAUUGGAGUGGAGUGCUGAACUGGGUAUAUGAUACAUAUGAUUACAUAGGUUUUUACCA